Messenger RNA from Physella acuta, 2048 nucleotides. RefSeq names its product cyclic nucleotide-gated cation channel beta-1-like. Lineage: Eukaryota; Metazoa; Mollusca; Gastropoda; Physidae. Gene Ontology annotation, biological process: monoatomic cation transmembrane transport. The record is from RefSeq and is a predicted model, not a curated record. Gene Ontology annotation, cellular component: plasma membrane; intracellular cyclic nucleotide activated cation channel complex. Gene Ontology annotation, molecular function: intracellularly cGMP-activated cation channel activity; cGMP binding; protein-containing complex binding.
AUGUCAAGCGGUCACGUGAUUGAGGCAACAAACAUCCGGGCACAGGUUGUGUUAAAUGCCAGAUCCCGUCUGGACGGAGUAAAGACGUACAUGGCACUGCGGCGUGUCCCGCUCAAGCUGCAGGACCGCGUCAUCAAGUGGUUCGACUACCUCUGGAUGUGCAACAAGUCGGCAGACGAGGAGAAGUCCUUGAGUCUACUGCCUGACAAGCUCAAGGCUGAGAUCGCCAUCCACGUCCACCUCGACACCUUGAAGCGUGUGGAGAUCUUCCAAGCCACUGAGGCCGGCUUUCUGUGUGAACUUGUGCUCCGGCUACGUCCGGUCCUUUUUUCUCCCGGCGACUACAUCUGCCGGAAAGGGGAAGUCGGCAAGGAGAUGUACAUCGUCAACAGAGGACGCUUGCAUGUGGUUGCUGAUAACGGGAAGACGGUCCUGGCCACCUUGAAACCUGGCAGCUACUUCGGUGAGAUCAGUAUCCUCAACAUGGGAACCGCUGGCAACAGACGCACAGCCAGCGUGCGCUCCGUUGGCUACUCGGAUCUCUUCUGUCUCUCCAAGAAGGACCUGUGGGACGUCCUGAAGGAAUACCCUGCUGCCAGGGUCAAGCUGGAGGCCAUAGCGGUCAAACGUCUGGAGAAGUACAAGAAGGCGCCCAUUGAGAAGGUGUCCAUGUCCAGAAGCCGGAGCACCCCCGGGCUGGUGGAGAGCACGGGCAAGAUGCCCCUGGACUCCAUGAUCGUCCACCGUCACCACACCCUCCCCGUGGGUCUCAUCCACAAGGACGGCUCCUCGGGCGGCCCCGCGGCCCGGGACGACCACGCCUUAAAAACACUGACCAACACCCAGAGCGAGGACAACCUCAUCUCCCGCUGUGCCACCGACCAGCCGCGCCGGAUGUCGUCCGAUUCUCAACAUCCGGUGGGGAAUAUGACGACGUCCAUGACGAUAUCCAGUAUGACGUCAUACUGCGGGACCCCGCCGCAGAAAUCGCCUAUUUGCACCGAACCCGCCAGGAACCCGUUCAGCGCGCCGCCUAGUCCAAAAAUAGCAGCCUAUCAAAUUCGAGAUAACACAUCUAUCGUCAGCACGGCUCCGCUUAUGAAUGGUCAUUCAUCGUUAGGUCAUUUGACGCCCCAUCACGGCCCACCGCCCUUGUCGCCGGCGCCCCCGCAGUACGCUUAUCACAACAUGACCUUCCUCAACGCCGGCCAACCCAUCAAUUUUUUAUCCCCGUUCUGCGCGCCGCCGGGAAACUACCCGGCUUCCCCGUCGCAUUUCCCGGGCUCGCCUGCUAGUUACCAGCACUCCCCGACGCCUACCCUGUUGUUACCCCAACCUCCUUCCACCCCAUCGUCACACGGGGGCUUGCUCUCCUUAGCAACCCAAGCCCCCAUCCAAAGCUACCCGCACUCGCCGUCACUACUCCACCAUUCCCCGCACAGCCUCACCUCAACAUCCACCCAACUACAGCCGCACUACCCAUCAACACAGCUCCACUCCCCGCACUCCCCAAUCCCAGCUAGAGAACCCACGCCCUCGGAAACGUUGCUGAAGGAAAUUACGCGCCUGCGCGAACGCCUCGCUCAGCUGGAAGGGGAGAACACUGCGCUGACUGUCAAACUGAACCAACAACAGUGGGACGUCGAAUCGCGUCUCACCGAGUUGGAGAUGCACAUCUGUCAGAGCGACAGUGUCGCUAGCACAGACUUCGACGGCGAUAGUCUACGGCAGGACUCUAAAUCCACACCUCCCACUGUCAACAAGGAAUCCAUUAUUUAAUCAAUGAAUGCUUCAUGCGAGUUAUGUAUAUGCUCAAAAAACGGAUGUGUCUGUGAUUCAAUUGAGAGCUAUAUUCUAAUUAUCAUUACUAGAAUAAUAUGUUUAAUUCCAAAAAACUUGGUCAAAGGGACGUAACUCUAUAUUUGUGAUUAACAACAGAUGUGUAUAUUAGUGCAAUAUAAAACACCAAUAAGUGUAUGAUUAGUGCUCCAGUGAUACGUGUGGAUUUGUUGCCGAUUGGUUUUUACCAUUCAAGAUCAACGCGUACG